Messenger RNA from Malaya genurostris, 3840 nucleotides. RefSeq lists its product as uncharacterized. NCBI's taxonomy places the organism in Eukaryota, Metazoa, Arthropoda, Insecta, Diptera, Culicidae. Bases 1609 to 2817 code for a protein of 402 amino acids. The record is from RefSeq and is a predicted model, not a curated record. The transcript is spliced from 7 exons.
AGCAGACUUCGAAGCAGGUCUCGGUCCAUACGAUUAGUCCAUGUUUGUACGUUCAACCGGUCAGUUCGAAACGGUGAAGUUAGUCUUCCUCGUACUCGUCGCGGUCGUUGUUGUUGUAGUACCCUAUAGGAGUGGAGUUGCUUUUUUGUAUAAAGAGUUAUAGGAGAGCAAAAAAACUGAUUUUUGUUUCUCUUCAGAACAGUAGUUAGGUAGCGCAGUACGUGCGGGUGAAAUCUAGAACGAAACCGUUUUGUACUUAAGUGUGAGUUCUGCUGUUGAAGUACCAUCGCUGUUCCCCUUCUAUCCGGUGCCAAUCGUGUUGUUGGGCUUUGUGGUGCGCGAAAUUGCAACAAAGCAGUUGCCUUGAAGUUCGAGGGCCUAUUUGGAGUAGCGAGUAACCCCAGAAUAGCGAAUAACCUCGUGAUCGUUCCAUUGUGCAGUCGAUCUGUCCCCGCAGAGGUUCAUAGAGCAACAGCCGGCUGGUACUCUGUGUGUGUGUUUGAGUUUGAGCUUUGGAUUAGUGCACUUUUUGCGGUGGAUUUUGUAUGUAGGUAGGCAUUUGGAAACUGGCUUCAGCAGCAUCGUUUGUGCAGUUGUGAGUUGAAGUGUGCUGCAAAAGAGCAUCGCGGUCAUAUCGGUGUUCGGGUGCAAAGUGAUCUAUAGGAUUGAAAUACUAGUUUGUGGUCCGGUGUUACCAUUUUUGGAGGAAGCGGCAACAACAACAGCAGCAGCAGCAGCAGCAGCAGAAGUAGUAACAAAACAAAAGUGGCUCGGUUUUGUGAAUUAAUGCAUGAGUCAAGAUCAGCAAAAAGAGAAUAAAGUGAUACGAAAAAGUUAUACCGAGCUAAAGCGAAAAGUUGCUUUUGUUUUUGGAACGAGUGAGUACACGGUGUAAACAAGUUUUUGCACAAAAAUAAUGAUGAAUCUGUUGUUCGGCGGGCCGCUGGAGAAGUGUACGAAGAUUGUGCUGGUAAUGUGAAGAAGGCAAAGUUCUUGGCCUGAGACAAAAGACACCAAACUUGGAAGCUGAGUUAUAAGAGCUGAAAGUGUAAGCAACGCCGCGAACUAGCUUAGGCUGUGUCGAUAGAUUGCAUUUAGGCUCAGGUUGGUAUUCACAUACUUUUAAAUGCGCUGCUACGUGAAAAACAAGGACUAUAUUUUCACCAGUUUCUGUACGUUAUUCCGGUACCCAUUGGAAGUGCACCAGUUCAGAGUUUUCGGUUCCUGGUAAGAGCACUUUGAAGUGUUAUCAGAUUAUGCGAAAAGCAGCAACAUCAUGCCGAUCAUACAUUGUGGGCCAGGUUGGUUGAUUGAAUAGAUAAUUCCUGUCCGACGGUUGAAGGUUGAAAGUGACAUUCUUGCUUCUGACAAUCGGAGACGUACAUAGCGGCGGAACACCAGACGGAUACGAAAACAGAGCGACACUUGAACGGAUGGAACACGACGGAACCAGCGGUGGAAAGAUACCGCCAACUUCAAACAACGAGUUUAUUUAAUUCGUUGAAGUAGAACACCCAUUAGAGGAGUAAUAUUUUGAAUACCUCUUGAGGACCACUCGGCAAAGGCAGCUAGAAGGCUGCUUGGAGUGCAGCAAAUAAUUCAUCAGCAAUGCCAACGACCACGUUGAAAAAGGAAUCAAAUGAACAGCACAGCGACGGGGAUAAUGAUGAGGAAGAACCCAAGGACAUGAAAAAUGCGCAUCUGAUUAUCAACGAGCUAAGGUCCCGAUGUCGGAAUCAGUCCGAGCAGAUCAUGGCAUGGAAGAAAGCUUUCGCAUUGCAGCAAGAGCAGAACCACCGACUGCAAAAGGAAAAGGCCGAACAGCUGAACUACUUAACCAGUCAGUUGCUGCUGCUGGAAUCGCGGAUUAUGCGUAAACAGAAGCAAGUUUCCGGUGUUCUGUACCAGAGGGAACUGACCAUCUACCGACAGCAGAAGAUUAUCGAGACGCUCUCGAGUCGCCUGAUUGACCACGGCAUUAUCGAUGUGGUUAUGGAUCCGGUCAUCAGCCUGAACACCAGCAACAACAAUAGUAACGAUUUCGACUCGCUGAACGAUUCCGAUUCUGCCGUGGUGCUCGAAGACGUGGACUCGGACUGUAACAGUUCGAUCUAUUUCGGUGGUGGUGGUGGCAGUUUGAAGUCCCGCUGUGGAGGAAACAAGCUGAACAACGACGUGACAAUCGUUCGGUCAAUUUCGGAUGCUAUCGAAACGACAAAUUUGAAGUAUAAUAAUACAAGGCGGUCGAAUUGUUUCCUACGACGCCCGGAAGUCUUGGAGACUGUAUAUAGCGUGGAAGAGGAUCCGGAACCGCAGGGUGCUGGCGGAGGAGGCUGUGGUGGUUCGGGAGCAAAUAAACCCGAUGCUGUGACUGAAAAACGUGACAAAUUUAAAAAUCGUACCGAGAAAUGUAUCUCGUCAGAUCAGUCGGACGACGCGAAGGAAAACCAAAGUACAACUACGAAAAUCACCAGUACUACCAUGACCACCGUAAUUAUAACCAAAACCAGUUGCGAUGGCGAUUCCGGAGGGUACGAGACUCCACCGGGCAAUGGUUACAAGGCGGGAGCGGUGACAAACUACAAUCGUGUGAUGUCCAACCACCGUUCGGUAACCAAACCGAAAGAUGUCAAAUAUAAACGAAUCAACAAGGCCAAAUCGAAAAGUCUCGAGGAGUUGCGAGGCCGCCUGCGGCACUGGGUCGAGCGGGGUAGCUGCAAUAUGAACAUGAAUCUAGAUGGAACCAUGGCUCAUUUGGAUCCUUGUCAGUUGCAGCUGCAGCAGUCGCAGCAAAAUCUAGCACAGAGCUAUGCGUGACCUGAGCCAAAGCCCCACGUGCGGGGGAGCAUUUAAUGGUUAAUAUUUAUUACGUAAUGCGAACUGAAUCGCAAUCGCAAACAAAGUCCGUUUUGUUCUCGGCGAUCAGCAGCAGCAGCAGAUCGAUCGCUGGAGUGUGGUUUGAAUUUGAAACAUGAAGAGGCAGCUUCGGCCCCAAAAAAUUGCAAACUAAUUUACAUUAGUGUCGAGUCCUAAAUGUCUGCUUGAAUUGUACAUAGAAGCGUGAUGUUUUUAGAUUUAUUUAUUUUCUUGUAAACCGAAUCCGGUAAUCCAUGCAAUUAUUCAAAGAAGAAACAAUCAAUUUUUUUCUAUCGUAUCAUUAAAAAUAUCAGAGAUUCUGACUGAGUCAGGUUACCUACAAACAAAGCAAAAUGUCAGCAUAUGUCGCAUACUAAUAUACUAACAAUGCAAUGCACUGAACAUUACAAUCGUUAGAUUUGUGAGAAAUAAAGCAAAGAUGUAGCUUUUGUACUAUGCACGAAAUUUAGAAUAUAUACAUAGAUACAAUAUGAAGAAAAAAACUACAGAUAAACUAACUAAGAUGACUGCUUUUUAGAACGCAGCUCAAGUGAUCUUUCUAUCCAAAGUGUGUUUCAAUGAGAGAGAGAGAAAAAAAAGAAAAAAAAAACAAUCAAAUCUGAUCAGAGUGAGUUCAUGUAAUGAAGCGAGAUCAAUCGAUUUAAGUCUAGCACAAAAUUGCAGCAGUAAAACAAAAACACGUUAGUCUGUAAAAUUGUAUCCGCAUCAGCAGCCAGCAGUGCAACCCUGUACAUAUAUUCAAUUCGAACAAGAAUUUGAAGCUAUAAGUCCGCGGUCCUCAUACAAGCGAGGAAAAUAUUAUGAACUUGAAUUAAUUAUUAGCUUAAGUACGAGACGGAGAACGGGCAAAAGUUCUUUUGCAACUAAAUAGCAACCGGCAGAGGCAGCAAAACAACCAUCUUGUGUAUAACAAGUUUUGAAUGCUUAUCAAAAAUAAAGAAAAAAAAAACUUUCUGUACUAUA